ACAUUGUCUGAAGACAUGAAACCAGGCCCUAAUCCUUAUGGCAUUCUUUGGGAGUUGGUGAUAUGUACAGCUAUUGGAUUUUUUGCUGUUCUCUCAUUUUUGUGGAGAUGUUUUCAAUCUGUGAAAAGCAGGCUAUAUGUGGGAAGAGAAAGAAAGCUUGCUCUAAAACUUUCUGGACUAAUUGAAGAAAAAUGUGAACUACUUGAAAAAGUUAGCCUUGUUCAAAAAGAGCAUGAAGGCUUACAGUCAUCUUUAAAGGAUGGUGGUUUUGAGAAGGGUUCAACAGAAGCACAAAAUUUGGAGGCAACAUAUGAAUAGCUAGAUAAGUCCAAAUCUAAAUGUGGGAAUGAAUUACUCUUUCUAGAAAAAGAGCUAAAAGAACAGAAAGUUAAACAUUCUAAACAGGAUGAAACAAUGGCGGAUAUAUUAAAAAGGAUAAAAUCCCUAGAAGACAAAUCAAAAUCCCUCAAAUCACAAAUAGAUGAAGCUAAAACAACCCUCAGAAUAUUUCAAGUGAAUGAAGAAGGACUUAUGCUGGCAAUAAAAGAGGCUUUGAAUGAAAAUUCCCAACUUCAGCAGAGUCAGAAACAGACUUUAAAACAAGAAGCUAAAGUAUGGAAGGAACAAGUAUGUGUCCACAAUAAAGAGAAAAUACCAUUUGAAGACUUUAAAGUACAUGCAGAAAAAGUUCUAAAUGAUAAAGAAAAUCACAUCGAAUCUCUGACUGAAUGCUUGCUGAAGAUCAAAGAUAGGUCUUCUCCAAGCACAGGAGCCCAAACAGAUGAUGGUAACUUGGAAUUGGAAAUGAAGAGCGAAUCAGAAAUUGGUGCUCACUUAGAUAAUCAACCAAAAGGAGCUUUGAAGAAACUGGUUAAUGGUGCUAAACUAAAGGCCCCUUUAAAAAUCUUAGAAAGAGAAAGAAGUCAAAUUUUUACUUUAUAAUCUGAAGUAGAGAAAACAAAGGAAGACCUUAUAGAACAUACUAAAAAUCUAAAGACUGAACAAGCAUCUUUGCAGUCAGAAAAUACACAGCUUGAAAGUAAGAAUCAGAAGCUUCAGCAGAAAUAUAAAGCCAUGAUGGAAUGAUAUCAAGAAAGUAUAAUGAAACUCCACAGGAAAUUAAGUGCAGAGGAAAAUUACCAGGUAGAGCAAGAGGAAAAACUUCCCAAAGUGGAAGAAAUGAUCAGUCAUACAACUGAACAGCUGGAGACCUACAGAAAGCAAGCCAAAUAUCUUGAAGAAGAAUUGGAGAUAACUAUUCAUUUCUCUCAGGGGCAGAUUAUUUCCUCUGAGAAAAAAGCACAUAAUAGUGAGUUGGCAGCUUGGAUUACUGAAAGAAACCUCAAUUAUUUAAGGAAACAAAAUGCUCGCAACACACAAAAAUUAACUGAAAAGGAGUUUAAAUUUAAACUUUUAGAAAAAGAUCCAUUUGCACUUUAUGCUUCAAAUACAGCAUUUGGCAGAAAGCAUUCCCCAAAUUGUCCCUCGCCUUUGGGCCGACCUUCAUCUGAAAUGAGACCUCCUCAUUUGGAAAAGAAAGGUCCACUCACACUCUCACCUUUGGGAGGAGGAAGAGGCUCAAGGGGCCCAGAGAAUCCUCUGGACCAUCUGACUAGCAAUGAAAGAAGAGACUCACACUAUGAUAGGUUAACUGAUCCUCAGAAAGCAUCUUCUGACAUCGAGUCCCUGUUAUCUCCAUGGGAACAGGCACAUAGGAUAAUGAUCCCUCCACCAGGCCAACCAUAUUCUGAUCCACGUCUUUCUCUACAAAGGCAAGAUGGAUGUUAUUCUAAUUAUGAUAGACCACCAGGUCCAGCAGAACUCAGAAGUUCUAAUAUGCAUUCUUCAGAUAAAGUGAAUGGGCCUAUGUCUUUAGAAACAGAAUCCAGUAGAAAGGAUACCAAAGUCGAUCUUGGUGAUUCCAGUGUGCCUGAUUCAUCUCUCCCUGCUGAAAACCAAGCAAUCGGUUCUGCCUCUGUUUUUGCACCUUUUUCUCUAAUCAGAGGUCCCUUGUUUCCAGUGGAUCCAAGUAGUCAGUUCAUGAGAAGAGAACUUUUCCCUCCAUGUCCUCCAGGAAACGUGUAUGGAGCAUUUCAAGAUUAUAUUCCACCAGGCCCACCAUCCCCUCCAUUCCCAAUGGGACCCCAGUGUUUUCCUCAGUAUCUCCCCCAAGAGCUGGAUUUCUUUCCACCCCUCCUUCCCCCGCAUUCUGAAAGUAGAAGUGAGUUCCCUUCAUGUUUGAUUCUACCUUCAAAUGAGCCUGCUACUGAACAUCCAGAAACAUAA
Marmota flaviventris (yellow-bellied marmot) is the source of this 2286-nucleotide messenger RNA. Lineage: Eukaryota; Metazoa; Chordata; Mammalia; Rodentia; Sciuridae. The record is from RefSeq and is a predicted model, not a curated record.